AAAUAGGAGCUAUAUAAAUACUGUGCCGGGAAAACCAUAACCACGAGAAACACGCAGAGCAAAAUCAAACAGAAAUUCAAAAGCCGGCCACAGAAGAAUAUUCAGUUUGUUUGUACUAAUAUUGAACAAAAAUCAAAUUCAAUUCAAUUCCCAAAGUAAACAUGAUAAUUCCUCUUUGCAACCCUUCUCUUUCUCUUCAAUCGACCUCAUUUCAUGGAAAACCUAACAACAAAAUUCUCUCUAUCACCAAUUCCGCAUCUUCCGGCAACAGAUUAAACACCCAGCGAAAAACCAUAUCCGCUUUCGAAGCUCGAAUUUCACUCAUUUUCGCUCUCGCUUCUCAAUCCACCUCUCUCUCCCAGCGACUUGUUGCCGAUGUGGCUACCGAGACUGCAAAAUAUUUGUUUCCGAAAAGAUUUGAAAGCCAAACACUCGAAGAGGCGUUGAUGACAGUUCCGGACCUUGAGACUGUCAAGUUCAAAGUUCUAACUAGAAAGGAUCAGUAUGAGAUUAGGGAAAUUGAGCCUUACUUUGUAGCAGAGACUACAAUGCAAGGGAAGAGUGGGUUUGAUUUCAGCGGUGCUUCUCAGUCAUUUAAUGCCCUUGCCGAGUACCUUUUUGGUAAGAAUACAACGAAGGAGAAAAUGGAGAUGACUACACCCGUUAUUACCAGUAAGAAUCAAUCUGAUGGGGUUAAAAUGGAUAUGACAACUCCUGUGUUAACAACAAAGACGGGAGGUCAAGAUCAAUGGAAAAUGUCUUUUGUCUUGCCUUCAAAGUACGGUGAUAACUUGCCACUGCCUAAAGAUUCCUCUGUGACAAUUAGAGAGGUGUCUAGAAAAAUAGUUGCUGUAGUUGCCUUUUCAGGUUUUGUGAAUGAUGAAGAAGUUAAGCGGCGCGAACUGAAACUAAGAGAAGCUCUGAAAAAUGAUGGACAGUUCAAACUUAAAGAGGGAACUGCAGUAGAAGUUGCACAGUAUAAUCCCCCAUUUUCUCUUCCAUUCCAACGCCGUAAUGAGAUUGCAUUGGAGGUGGAGUGGAAAAAUAAGUAGGACCAAUAUUUGCCAAUAUACAGUGUUGAGGUACUUCUGAAUUUUCAUCAUUUCACUAUAAGUUGCAAAUGUUACCUGUUCAUUACCAAUGAUCAGACUCCAAUACAAAAUAUUGUGUACUCAUCAUUGAUGCGUCUUUUUUGUAAAUAGGUUUUGUACCGAAUAUUGAUGUUUAUAUAUGUAUGUAGACAGAUGUGUUUGUGCAUGUAUAGAGUUUGGAAAUAAUGUGCAACUGUGCAAGUAAAUAUAUAUAUAUUUUUUGUUGGUAACCA
This is a messenger RNA of Trifolium pratense (red clover), 1324 nucleotides long. Its product is annotated as heme-binding-like protein At3g10130, chloroplastic. The transcript is spliced from 8 exons. Bases 162 to 1052 code for a protein of 296 amino acids. NCBI's taxonomy places the organism in Eukaryota, Viridiplantae, Streptophyta, Magnoliopsida, Fabales, Fabaceae. The record is from RefSeq and is a predicted model, not a curated record.